Messenger RNA from Penicillium waksmanii, 1230 nucleotides. RefSeq names its product putative aspartate transaminase. Gene Ontology annotation, cellular component: cytosol. Gene Ontology annotation, molecular function: L-aspartate:2-oxoglutarate transaminase activity; pyridoxal phosphate binding. Lineage: Eukaryota; Fungi; Ascomycota; Eurotiomycetes; Eurotiales; Aspergillaceae. The transcript is spliced from 3 exons. The coding region runs from base 1 to 1230 and encodes 409 amino acids. The record is from RefSeq and is a predicted model, not a curated record. Gene Ontology annotation, biological process: L-aspartate biosynthetic process.
AUGUGGCCCCCGUCCCACCCGGAUGAGAUCUUCGCCUUGAACGGUGCCUUCUUCGCCGACACCCACCCUCAAAAGGUCAGCCUGGGCGUAGGCGUCUACCGAACCGACGAUGGCAAACCAUGGCCUCUUCCAGCCGUCGAGAAAGCCGAGAAGCAACUCGCCGAGGAGAACGACCUGAUGCGACACGAGUACACCGCCAUUGAGGGCGACGUGCCCUUCCUGAAGAUCGCCCGGGAUUUAAUGUUCGGCUUUGAGGGUAAGGCUAGCGAAGAAGCAGCCGCGAAAGCACGCAUUGCAUCCGUGCAAACGGUCGCAGGAACCGGCGCCAACCACCUGGGCGCGCUUUUCCUCGCCCACCACAUGAAGCCGCGCAAUGUCUGGCUGUCAAACCCUUCCUGGGCCAACCACAUGACGAUCUGGGAAUUGGCCGGCGUGCCGCGCAAGACAUACCCCUACUACCACGCCGCGACGCGAUCCUUCGACUUUGACGGCAUGAUGUCUACACUUGAGAAUGAUGCCGAGGAAGGUGAUGCCGUCUUGCUGCAUGCUUGCGCGCAUAACCCCACGGGCCUGGACCCGAAUAAGGAGCAGUGGAUUGCGAUUGCGGAUCUGUGUGAGCGCAAGAAGCUCUUCCCGUUCUUUGAUUCCGCUUAUCAGGGUUUUGCGUCGGGUUCGCUGGAGGAGGAUGCGUGGGCGGUGCGCUACUUCUUUGAUAACAAGCCUGAUAUGGAGAUGUGUGUUGCGCAGAGUUUCUCGAAGAAUAUGGGUCUCUACGGUCAGCGUACUGGUGCUUUCCACUACAUUACUAACCGCAGCGCUACCUCUAUCCGUGAUGUUGUUGUGAACAACCUGUGCCACUUGAUUCGCGGAGAGUUCUCUAUGGGUCCUCGUAUUGGUUGCACUAUUGUUAAGAAGAUCAUGUCGAGCGAGGAGUUGACUGCGGACUGGCACAAUGAUUUGCAGGUCAUGAGCUCGCGCAUUAAGUCUAUGCGCGAGGCCCUGUACAAUGAACUUGUUCGUCUCAAGACUCCUGGUACUUGGGAGCACAUCGUGGAGCAGAACGGCAUGUUCUCCUACACUGGCCUCACCCCCAAGCAGGUCUACGCCCUCAAGGACAAGUACCACGUCUACCUGCUCAAGUCUGGUCGUGCGUCCAUCAGUGGCUUGAGCCAGAAGAACGUCGCCUACGUGGCCCUGGCCAUUGACGACGUCGUCCGCAACGUGCUUUAA